AUCAUAUAAUAGAAAUAAAUCCAAAUGAUUCUUAUUAACUAAAAGUAUUUUAAGAAAUCAUGACAGACUCAAAUGCAAAGAAAUUUGUUAAGGGUCGUAAUGCUUUAAAGGGAAAAGCUGCUGGUGCUCCUAAGCAGCUGAGUAAAGCUAAAGAACUUGAGAGAAAGAAGGCUGAAGAAGCAGAGACAGCAGCCGUUUUAAACGAAUAUAUUGCUGAUUUUCAAACUUCUGCUGCUGGUGGCAAAACAUUCAUUCGGGCAGGUGCCAUUAAUACAGACAAAAAACCGUUUCUUUCUGGCAUAAAGCAAGAAGAAGAUGAUGCAUCUGAUCGAUUGUAUAAGCCAAAGUCAAAAAUGAGAGAAUUAGCAGAAGAAUUUAAAAAAAGUAAAGCAAUCUCUGAAGAAUAUAAAGCAACAAAAGACAUUAAAAAGAAGGCUGGGGAAAAAAGGAAAAGUAACUUGGAAUUGUUUAAAGAAGAAUUAGAAAGAUCACAGAAAGAAAGAGAUAUUCGUCGGAAAUUAAAAAAGGGUGACCUUUCUGGGAUUUCUGAAGACAUGCUAAAUUCUCUUCCACAAUCAUUCUUCAAAGCUAAACCAAUUGAAGAUGACUUCGGUUAUCAGUAUGAAGCAAUGGGAUCACACGACACGGGUGAUCCAUCAACAACAAAUCUUUUCAUCAGUAAUAUAAACCCAAAGAUGAAUGAAGAGCAGUUAUGUCUUGUCUUUGGUAAAUACGGUCCGUUAGCCAGUGUGAAAAUUAUGUGGCCGCGCACAGAAGAAGAAAAAGCACGCAACCGAAACUGUGGUUUUGUCGCAUUUAUGAACAGAAAGGAUGGCGAGACUGCAUUAGCUGACAUAGAAGGGAAAUACGUUAUGGAUUACGAAAUGAAAAUAGGUUGGGGAAAAACUGUUCCAAUCCCUCCACAACCUGUAUAUGUCCAUCCUUCACAGACACAAGUAAUGAAACCACCUAAGCAAUCAGGUCUCCCGUUUAACUGUCAAAUAACCUACAAAAUGAAGAAAGCUGGCAUUCAAUUUGAUGGGAAUUUAGAAAAUACUGUCAUCAAAGUUGUAAUUCCCACUGAAAGGGCCAUUGUGUCAGUUAUCAAUCGUGUUGUGGAGUUUGUUGUUCGUGAAGGACCAAUGUUUGAAGCCAUGUUGAUGAAUCGAGAAAUUGCCAACCCAAUGUUUAGAUUUUUAUUUGACAACAAAAGUAAUGAGCAUAUUUACUACAGAUGGAGGGUGUUCUCUCUACUACAGGGUGACACAACAAGUCAGUGGUCACAAGGCUGUUUUAGAAUGUUUAAAGGUGGUUCAAUAUGGCAACCGCCACCAAUCAAUCCAUACGCAGCAAAAACGAUAGGUACUGGUAUGACUGCUUCGGCUGCCCUUGCCUGUGCUUCUUCAGCAAAUGUACACGCAAAUAGCAAUACCUUACCGACUACUGGCGAGGGAUCUCCAACGCUGGCAAUGAAGAAAAAUUUUCUUCUCGAACAACUUUUGAGAGAAUCAAACGAUGAUAAUACUAGUAAGCCAGAGAAGGAAAAGAAGUUGCUUUCAGAUAGGAAACGGGAUCGACUCGAAGACUUACUUCGUACUAUCACUACUGAUCGUUCUAAGAUUGGCGAACUCAUGUUGUUUUGCAUAGAUCACGCCGAGUAUUCCGAAGAGAUUGUGGAAUGCAUUUGCGAGUCGUUAUCUAUAUUAGAAACUCCAGUACCGACCAAAAUUGCUCGUCUCUUUGUUGUCAACGAUAUUCUGCACAACUCUAGCGCAAAGGUUCACAACGCUUCACGUUUUCGUAAAAACUUUCAAGAUCAGCUGCUAGAAACUAUGGAGCACAUGCACAAAACUCUCUCGUCGUGCAGUACAAAAGGACAAAGAGAAAAGUUCAGAAAGCAAGUUUUAGCCUGUCUAUCUGCGUGGCAGGAUUGGGCUAUAUACCCUCCGGCCUUUCUUAUUAAGCUACAAAACGUGUUUGUGGGUAUAUCAACGACAAAAAACCUCAUGCUCGAAGAGGAGUAUUUGAAUAAAAAAAGUAUGUUAGCUAAACUAGAAGGAGAAAAUGUAGACGGAAAUCCUUUAGUGGACGAUAUUGACGGUAUACCGUUUGCUCGUGACGACGUUGACGGCGUUCCCUUAGGUGAUGACGACAUCGAUGGUGUGCCGUUAACGAAAGACACCGGUAACGAUGGUUUACCUCCGUCACGUUGGGAGAAGAACGAUAAAAAUUCGAAAUGGCAGGCGGCAGGUGAUGACCCGUUAUCGUCAUCUCGCUGGGAAAAACAAAGCGACGACGAAGAAACAAAACCGCCCGAAGAACAACGCCCAGCAAGCAAAUGGGAGAAAGUGGAAGGUUUGAAAAAAGGUAAAAGUGGCAAAAUUGGUGAAGCUGAGUCGAAAGAAAGCCCAAAGCCGCAUAAAGGAAAGACGUUCGACACGCCGCCACGUGAAGACGACGAGGAAAGACGAAAGUUUUUACGCGACGUCGAAGUGAAAGUGAUGAGGUUUGUCGACAAAUUGGAGCAGCGUGGCGGAAGUAAAUCCGGUUUGAAUAUUCAAAAAGAAGCUCAAAAGUUCCGACAACAGUUAAUAGAUGAGUACGAGCAAUCUAGGGAGAGAGAAAAUAAAAGACGAGCAAAGACAGAUAGAAAACGUGAUAGAAGUAACUCGCCUAAUUACGAGGACAGCAAACGCAAAAAAAGUUCAAGGAAGCGGGCAUCUUCUUUCUCUAACUCUGACUCAGAGACAGAGGUCCGUAGGAACAAUCGCAAAGGAAAAUCACCAUCAAAGUACUCGCCGAGGAGGAGUUACUCUAGAUCUCCUGGACGAUCCAUGUCACCAAAAUCACCCAUAUUUAGUGAUCGUUCUAGAUCUUCAAUUAGCAGUCGUCCAUCACCAAGACGAGAUUAUUCGCGCCGCUCGAGGUCCCUGUCGUCUUCACCAAUUCGACGAUCUGCCUCGCCUAAUUCAAUGUCACUGAGAUAUGGAAAAUCAAAGCGCUCCCCCUCUCCAUCGUACUCUCCUCCAUCAUUUUCACCGAGAAGACUGUCGUCUAGCGUAACAAAGAGUAACAAGAAAAAGAAAGUGAAGAAGAACAAACGAUGAAGUCUCGAGAAAGAGAUGUAAACACAACGAUGUUGUGCCCAGAAAAAGCGAAAGUUUUUUCUGUGCUACACGAGUAAACAAUGAACAUUCCAAAUUACUUAGUUGUAAAUCAUACUGUACAAAAGACUUAGAAUAAAAA
This is a messenger RNA of Hydractinia symbiolongicarpus, 3246 nucleotides long. Its product is annotated as U2 snRNP-associated SURP motif-containing protein-like. Gene Ontology annotation, biological process: RNA processing. The transcript is spliced from 24 exons. Bases 60 to 3107 code for a protein of 1015 amino acids. Gene Ontology annotation, cellular component: nucleus. Gene Ontology annotation, molecular function: RNA binding. NCBI's taxonomy places the organism in Eukaryota, Metazoa, Cnidaria, Hydrozoa, Anthoathecata, Hydractiniidae. The record is from RefSeq and is a predicted model, not a curated record.